This is a messenger RNA of Chanos chanos (milkfish), 3976 nucleotides long. It is a transcript of the gene myo6b, whose product is annotated as myosin VIb. Gene Ontology annotation, molecular function: microfilament motor activity; ATP binding; actin filament binding. The transcript has 33 exons. Bases 115 to 3882 code for a protein of 1255 amino acids. Lineage: Eukaryota; Metazoa; Chordata; Actinopteri; Gonorynchiformes; Chanidae. The record is from RefSeq and is a predicted model, not a curated record. Gene Ontology annotation, biological process: inner ear morphogenesis; actin filament organization; actin filament-based movement. Gene Ontology annotation, cellular component: endocytic vesicle; actin cytoskeleton; ruffle.
UAAUAACAAGGAAUCUGUCAGCGGGAACUACAACUGGCUUUCUGUAGCACCCGUCUAAAUACUGACUAAAGCGUUUAAAGGACCCAGGUAGCUGCUGUGUAGCUGUGGAGCACAAUGGAGGAUGGGAAGCCAGUGUGGGCACCCCACCCAACAGAUGGGUUCCAGCUGGGCACCAUCGUGGACAUUGGCGCUGACACACUCACCAUCGAACCUCUCAAUCAGAAGGGAAAGACCUUUUUGGCUCCCAUGAGCCAAGUCUUUCCUGCUGAGGAUGAUGUAAACAAACAUGUUGAAGACAACUGCUCCCUUAUGUACUUGAAUGAAGCCACCCUUCUGAACAACAUCCGUGUCCGUUACAGCAAAGACAAGAUUUAUACAUUUGUGGCUAACAUCCUGAUUGCUGUGAAUCCAUAUUCUGACAUCCCCAAACUGUAUGCACCAGAGACAAUAAAGAACUACCAGGGCCGCUCCCUGGGAACCCUACCACCCCACGUAUACGCUAUCGCUGAUAAGGCUUAUCGGGAUAUGAAAGUGCUGAAGAUGAGUCAAUCUAUCAUUGUGUCUGGAGAAUCUGGAGCAGGGAAGACAGAGAACACCAAGUUUGUUCUCAGGUAUUUGACAACAUCCUAUGGAACGGGUCAAGAUAUUGACGAAAGAAUUGUGGAGGCCAACCCUCUGCUUGAGGCAUUUGGAAAUGCAAAGACAGUCCGGAACAACAACAGUAGCCGUUUUGGGAAAUUUGUAGAAAUCCAUUUUAAUGAAAAGAAUGCAGUGGUCGGUGGCUUCGUCUCCCACUACUUGCUGGAAAAGUCCAGAAUCUGCAUGCAGAGCAAAGAGGAGAGAAACUACCACAUCUUUUACCGGCUAUGUGCGGGCGCCUCUGAAGACAUCAGGAAGAAGUUACAUCUGAACUCCCCAGAUAGCUUUCGGUAUUUGAACGGAGGCUGCACCCGCUACUUUGCAAGCAAGGACACAGAUAAACAGAUCAUGCAGAACCGGAAAAGUCAUGAGGACAAUAAGCAUGGGAAGAUUGGGGCACUGAAAGACCCCCUGUUGGAUGAUCUUGGAGACUUUAACAGGAUGUGUGUUGCCAUGAAGAAGAUUGGACUAGAUGAAAUGGAGAAGCUCAACAUGUUCAGAGUGGUGGCAGGAGUUCUGCACUUGGGCAACAUUGACUUUGAGGAGGGUGGAAGUAGCUCUGGUGGCUGUAUUUUACAGAACCACUCCAGUCAGACUCUUCAGUGCUGUGCUGACCUUUUGGGGCUGGAUCAAGAUGACCUAAGAGUUAGCCUGACCACCAGGGUAAUGCUCACCACAGCAGGGGGCGCCAAAGGCACAGUUAUCAAAGUGCCGCUGAAGGUGGAACAGGCGAAUAACGCCCGGGAUGCUUUGGCAAAGGCCGUAUACAGUCGUCUCUUUGACCAUGUGGUCAAAAGGGUAAACCAGUGUUUCCCCUUCAAGACUUCGACCAACUUCAUCGGUGUCCUGGACAUCGCCGGUUUCGAGUAUUUUGAGCAUAACAGCUUUGAGCAAUUCUGCAUCAACUAUUGUAAUGAAAAACUACAGCAGUUUUUCAACGAGCGUAUACUGAAAGAGGAGCAAGAGCUUUACCAGAAGGAGGGUUUGGGAGUGAAUGAGGUUCAUUAUGUGGAUAAUCAGGACUGUAUAGAUCUGAUUGAAGCCAAACUUGUGGGCAUCCUUGACAUUCUUGACGAAGAGAACCGCCUCCCUCAGCCCAGCGAUCAGCAUUUUGCAGAGGCCGUCCACAGCAAGCACAAGAAUCAUUUCCGUCUGACGGUUCCCAGGAAGUCCAAGUUGGCAGUGCACAGGAACCUCAGAGAUGAUGAGGGCUUCAUUAUUCGACAUUUUGCCGGAGCUGUGUGCUAUGAGACUACCCAGUUUGUGGAGAAGAAUAAUGAUGCCCUCCACAUGUCCUUGGAGAGUCUGGUAUGUGAGUCCAAGGACAAGUUUGUCCGAGAUCUCUUUGAGAACUUCUCCAACUCCAAGGACACCAAGCAGAAGGCUGGCAAGCUCAGCUUCAUCAGUGUGGGAAACAAAUUCAAGACUCAGUUGAACCUUCUACUGGAAAAGCUUCGCAGCACCGGCUCAAGUUUCAUUCGCUGCGUAAAACCCAAUCUGAAGAUGGUGAGCCACCAGUUUGAAGGGGCUCAGAUUUUAUCUCAGCUACAGUGUUCAGGGAUGGUGUCUGUGCUGGACUUGAUGCAGGGGGGUUUCCCAUCCCGAGCCCCCUUCCACGAGCUUUACAACAUGUACAAGAAGUUCAUGCCUGACAAACUGACGCGCCUGGAUCCCAGACUCUUCUGCAAGGCUUUGUUUAAAGCCCUGGGACUGAAUGAAAAUGACUACAAGUUUGGGCUGACCAGGGUUUUCUUCCGUCCAGGAAAGUUUGCAGAGUUCGACCAGAUUAUGAGAUCCGACCCAGAGCACCUAGCAGAGCUGGUCAAACGGGUCAACAAGUGGUUGGUGUGCAGUCGCUGGAAGAAGGUGCAGUGGUGUGCGCUGUCUGUUAUCAAGCUGAAGAAUAAAAUGAAAUACAGGGCUAGCGCCUGCAUUAAGAUUCAGAAGACGGUUCGCAUGUGGCUGUGCAAGAGAAGACACAAGCCACGCAUCGACGGUCUUGUGAAGGUGAAGAACUUGAAGAAGAGGAUGGAGAAGUUUAAUAAGGCUGUCGGCGGACUUAAGGAGGGCAAACAGGAAAUGAGCAAGCAGAUCCAGGAGCUGGCCGCCUCCAUCGACGCCCUCAUGGCUAAGAUCAAGACCACAGUGAUGAGCCGUAAGCAGAUCGACAAGGAGUAUGAGGGUCUACUUAAACGCUCCGAGCAACUUCUCUCCUCCAUGCAGAAGAAGAAACAGGAGGAGGAAGAGAUGGAGAGACUGAAGCGCAUCCAGGAAGAAAUGGAGAGAGAGAGGAAGAGGCGUGAGGAAGAGGAGCAACUUCGUAAGCAGGAGGAAGAAGACAGGCGCAUGAAAGCUGAGAUGGAGCAUAAGAGGAGGCAGGAGGAAGAGGAGAGGAAGAAGAGAGAAGAGGAAGAGCGACUACUACAGGCAGAAUUGGAGAUCCAGCUGGCGUUGGAGCGAGAGGAGGAGGUCCAGCGGCAGGCCAUGAUGGAGCAGGAGAGGAGAGACAGAGAGCUCGCCAUGCGCAUCGCUCAGAGCGAGGCUGAGCUCAUUCAGGACGAAGCCCAGCUGGACCCAAGUCUGCGCAGAGGUCCACAGGUUCAGGCGAGUAAAGCUGCUGCCGGCGUGAAGAAGUAUGACCUGAGCAAGUGGAAGUAUGCUGAGUUACGGGACGCAAUCAACACGUCCUGUGAUAUUGAGCUGUUGGCAGCAUGCAGGGAGGAGUUUCACCGCCGUCUGAAAGUCUACCAUGCUUGGAAGUCAAAGAACAAGAAGCGUAACACAGACACAGAGCAGAGAGCUCCCAAGUCUGUCACUGAUUAUGCACAACAAAACCCCGCCCCGCCCGUUCCUGCCCGGCAACAUGAGAUCACCAUGAACCGACAGCAGCGUUAUUUCCGCAUCCCCUUCAUCAGACCUGCGGACCAGUACAAAGACCCUCAGAACAAGAAGAAGGGUUGGUGGUAUGCCCAUUUUGAUGGACCAUGGAUUGCCCGACAGCUGGAGCUGCACCCUGACAAACAGCCUGUCUUACUGGUUGCAGGUAAGGAUGACAUGGAAAUGUGUGAGCUGAGUCUGGAGGAAACAGGCUUGACCCGGAAACGGGGGGCGGAGAUCUUGCCGAGGCAGUUUGAGGAGAUCUGGGAGCGCUGCGGUGGUAUUCAGUAUCUGAAGAAUGCCAUUGAGAGUAAGCAGGCCCGACCCACCUAUGCCACGGCCAUGCUCCAGAACCUUCUGAAGUGAAUCAUUUCCCCUUCCCGUCCACUCUUCUCCACCCCGUCACCAGAUUAAAGGGAAGCGUAAACUCUCUAUCUCAGAGUCGACAUUUGGAACAUGU